Folsomia candida is the source of this 953-nucleotide messenger RNA. Its product is annotated as stromal membrane-associated protein 1. The record is from RefSeq and is a predicted model, not a curated record. NCBI's taxonomy places the organism in Eukaryota, Metazoa, Arthropoda, Collembola, Entomobryomorpha, Isotomidae. The coding region runs from base 37 to 906 and encodes 289 amino acids. The transcript is spliced from 4 exons. Gene Ontology annotation, molecular function: metal ion binding; GTPase activator activity.
UUUAAAAUUGGAAUCUAUAAAAUUUAGCUAAAAAAAAUGAGCACAAAACUGGAGAAGGAGCGAGUGAAGUUGAUCCAGGAAAAGUGUCAGCAGAUGUUGAACGAGAUGCUGAGGGAUGAGGACAACAAAUACUGUGGGGAUUGCGAUGCCAAGGGCCCCCGCUGGGCCUCCUGGAAUUUGGGGAUCUUCCUCUGCAUCCGCUGCGCCGGGAUCCACCGGAACUUGGGGGUUCAUAUUUCCAAGGUGAAGAGUGUCAAUUUAGACACGUGGACGCCGGAGCAGGUCGUGUCGAUGAACAACAUGGGCAACUCCCGAGGCCGGGCCGUGUACGAGGCCAACAUUCCGGACACGUUCCGCCGCCCACAGACGGACACCACGCUGGAGAAUUUCAUACGAGCGAAAUAUGAGCAUAAGAAAUACAUUGCUAAAGAGUUUGUCCCCACGGUGGUGGGGAGGGUGGAUUGGACCCACGAGAUCGACGAACUCAUCGCGGCCAAGUCAAAGAAGAAACUGCACCCUCCAAAUAAUUCUAUCCUGUUUCCUAAAUUGACCAUUGCUGGUGGUGCUACUACUCCAACUCCUGCUCCAAAACCUGAACCAAAGGAAAUCCCCGUUCAAGAACCAAAAGUGGAGUCUUUAUUUGAUUUAAAUGAUAUCGUUAUCAGUUCGGUGGACACGACACAGGCGGCGACGCAGCAGCAGAAUCAGCAGUUGCUGCAGGAUUUGAGCAUUUCCACGGGAGUGGGAGAGAUGGGGGCGGAGAAAAAAUUGACCAAGGAGUCCAUUCUGAGUUUGUAUAAUAAUUCCGGUCAACAACAACAGCAGAUGCAGCAGCAGCAAAAUCCGUUUUUACAACAGCAGUCGCAGUCACAGCAGUCACAGAAUCAAAAUUUUUUCAAUUUUUAAACGUGGUUUUUUUACGGAUAUUUAAUAAAUUAUUGGUAAAUUAUUAA